AUGGCCGGUAGUACUCCCAGCAUACAGUCAAAGGAUGCCGCCGACCGCCUCAGUCCGCCGCACCUGUCGCUGGCAUCACGCAGCGUGCACGCCGAUGACGGUAUCUCAGCCCACCGUGCCGUCGCUCCAGCACUCCAUGUGUCAAGCACGUUUCGGUACAGCUCUGACCCAGAAGAGCUCGUAACCCUGGGAAACGUGGACCCCUUGGCCCCCCGCGACUCUCAUAUCUACUCGCGCGUCUCGGGCCCCAACACCACUCGCCUUGAGGCGGUCUACACCUCGAUCCUCGGUGGCGAGGCGCUCACGUACACGUCUGGCUUGGCCGCCUUCCAUGCCAUGCUCGUGUUCCUGAACCCAAAGCGCAUUGCCAUCGGUGACGGAUACCACGGAUGCCACGGUGUCAUCCAGCUACUCUCCCGGCUUACAGGACUUAAGCAGCUGCCUCUUGACUGUGCGAUCGAGGAACUGCAGCCUGGAGAUGUGAUCCACGUCGAGACACCACUCAACCCCACCGGCGAGGCUCGUGACCUUGCAUUCUAUGCCGAGAAGGCUCGCAAGGCCGGCGCAUACCUCACUGUGGACGCGACAUUUGGCCCGCCUCCCCUCCAGCGACCCUUGGACUUUGGCGCCGAUGUGGUCAUGCACUCGGGCACAAAGUACCUCGGCGGCCACUCGGACCUCCUGUGUGGUGUCCUGGCCUUCAACCCCAAGCGCGGCGACGAGUGGAUCAACCAGCUCAGAUCCGACCGGGUGUUCUUGGGCAGCGUCAUGGGCUCGCUGGAGGGAUGGCUGGGGCUCCGUUCGGUGCGCACCCUCGAGUUGCGCGUCAAGCAGCAAAGCGAGAGCGCGACGGAGAUUGUCCGCUGGUUGGAGGAGCAACGAAAGGAGCCCAACUCGCCCGUCGCGGCUCUCGUGGAGCGCAUCCAGCACGCCAGUCUCCAGCCAGAAGCCAGCCAGCCGGGCUCAUGGCUCCAAAAGCAGAUGCCAAACGGCUACGGACCCGUGUUUGCCAUUUGGCUGCCGGACUCUGACACGGCCAAGCGACUCCCAUCCAAGCUCGAGCUGUUUGCUCAUGCGACGAGUUUGGGCGGCGUCGAGAGCUUGAUUGAGUGGCGCGCCAUGUCGGACAGUACAGUUGACCCACGGCUGCUGCGGGUCAGCAUUGGCGUCGAGGGGGUCGAGGACCUCAAGGCGGACCUCCUCCAUGGUCUGGGGGAACUGCUCAAGGAGCGCAAGUAG
Messenger RNA from Apiotrichum porosum, 1239 nucleotides. RefSeq lists its product as uncharacterized. The transcript has 2 exons. The record is from RefSeq and is a predicted model, not a curated record. NCBI's taxonomy places the organism in Eukaryota, Fungi, Basidiomycota, Tremellomycetes, Trichosporonales, Trichosporonaceae. Gene Ontology annotation, cellular component: cytoplasm. Gene Ontology annotation, molecular function: carbon-sulfur lyase activity; pyridoxal phosphate binding. Gene Ontology annotation, biological process: transsulfuration. The coding region runs from base 1 to 1239 and encodes 412 amino acids.